Acanthisitta chloris (rifleman) is the source of this 1368-nucleotide messenger RNA. It is a transcript of the gene MAML3, whose product is annotated as mastermind-like 3 (Drosophila). The annotation marks the transcript as partial. Gene Ontology annotation, biological process: positive regulation of transcription of Notch receptor target. The transcript is spliced from 3 exons. Gene Ontology annotation, cellular component: nucleoplasm. NCBI's taxonomy places the organism in Eukaryota, Metazoa, Chordata, Aves, Passeriformes, Acanthisittidae. The record is from RefSeq and is a predicted model, not a curated record. Gene Ontology annotation, molecular function: transcription coactivator activity.
GAGCCCCCGGUGGGGCUGUCCCGGGGCACAGGGCCCAUACAGCCUGCUGUCCCACCAGGCUCCAGCGCCACGGGCUCGGGGGGGCCCUUCCUCGGGAACCAGCCUCAGGCAGCCGUCAUGAAGCAGAUGCUGAUAGAGCAGAGAGCCCAGCUCCACGUGAUAGAGCAGCAGAAACAGCAGUUUCUCAGAGAGCAAAGGCAGCAGCAGCAGAUCCUAGAGGAACAGCAGUUGCAGCAGCAGUCACAUUUGCCUCGGCAGCACCUGCACCAGCAGCGGAGCCCGUACCCAGUGCAGCAGGUCAAUCAGUUCCAAGGUUCGCCCCAGGAUAUAGCGUCUGUGAGAAGCCAAGCAGCGCUGCAGAGCAUGAGGACGUCCCGAAUGAUGGCCCAGAAUGCUGUGGUGGCCGUGGGGCCCCCCCAGAACCCAGGCACGCUGCCCACGACUGCGGGUCAGUCAGAUGUCGGCAUGGCUCCCUACGGCAACACCUCCAGCCAGCAGGGAAUGUACAGCGUGAGCGCAGGGAUGAGCCAAAUGUUGCAGCACCCAAACCAAAGCGGCAUAAACAUGGCACAUAAUGCAGGCCAGGGAAUGAGGCAGCCUGGCUCUGGACAAGCUGUGGGAAUAGUUGGCAAUUUUGGUCAGAACAUGCUGGUAAACUCUGCUCUUUCCCAGCAUCAGCAGCAGAUGAAAGGACCUGUGGGCCAGGUCUUACCAAGGCCACAAGCACCACGACUUCAGAACCUGAUGGGGACUGUCCCUCAAGGAACGCAGAACUGGCAGCAACGAGGCUUACAGGGCAUACCUGGAAGGACUAGCAGUGAAAUGGGGCCCUUCAGUAACGGCACCACGUACACCAUGCAGCCUGGGCAGCCACGACUGUCCAAGCAACAUUUCCCACAGGGUCUUAACCAGACAGUUGUGGACACCAGUGGAACUGUGAGAGCCCUCAACCCAGCGCUGGGGAGGCAGUUGCUGCAGCCACUGCCUGGGCAGCAAACAGCCAGCCACUCCAGGCCGAUGGUAAUGCCAGCAAUAAGCCAAGGGGUCCCCACCAUGUCAGGCUUCAGUCAGCCCGCGACGCAGCAAGUGCCUGGUGGUAACUUUGCUCAGAGCAGCCAAGGCCAGGCCUAUGAGAGGAAUCCCACUCAGGACAUAUCUUACAACUACAGUAAUGAAGGAGCAGGGGGGUCGUUCUCCAGUUUAGCAGAGGGUGCAGACCUUGUGGAUUCCAUCAUUAAGAGCGGACCAGGGGAUGAGUGGAUACAGGAACUUGAUGAGUUGUUUGGAAACCCCCAGUGAAUGGGCUUGUAUAGUCUGGAGCUUUGGUUAUUAUGUUUGGAAAAGAAAAGAGAGAGCUGGAUGUCCUCC